CACUCGAGUGCAUUAUUUACUUAUAUAUAAGUGAAUUUGUUACAAUUUGGAAGUUGCUAAGCGCCAAGUGACUUGGAUAUAAGGGUAAAAGUAAUUCGGAAUAUCCAUGCCCUUGAAUGAAUCCAUAGAUGUGAAUUCAAGCGAUGUGAUUGAUUUAACAAGAACCCCUUCUCCUAGUAACGAUAUUUCGCAACCAUCUAGUCAUACUGUAAUCGACGUAGAUGCUAUACCCGAUGACCCAUUCACGGCGACUCCUGCAGAAGAGCGACCCCAAAGGGGCAGUAGUCGGCGUCGACUUCGGAGACGACGAAAUUUGGCCUCCAACCCAUUGUCUUACUUGGAAGACAUGGUAUACUUAGGCCCACAAGUCGUUUCUCGAAGAUCUAAUAGAGGUUCGCGCAGUCUACUUGAGAUUAUGACUCGUUCAUUUCCUGAAUUAGGGUCAGCAAACUCGAUGUCUCCAUCUUUAUUUGAAAUGCUCUUGAGUAGAAUGAGGUACGAAAGUUCUUAUUCUGGACAAGAAGCCAAUUCUUCUGUUAAUAGCGAUUAUUUCUCUGACUUUGUCCCCGAAUCAGAAAGUCAAUCGCCUUCUAUCGAAGAACGAAAGGAAACUUAUGUUCCCCCGAAGCCUGCCACAGAAGGAUAUACAAGGAGUUUUGGAUCUGAAGUGACGAUGACAUGCCCUCGUUGCCAUGAAGAACUAGGAGCUUCGAAAAGUGCAGAAAAAUCAAGUGUUUGGGCAACCAAAUGUGGACAUGUUUAUUGUGGUUCCUGCUCAAAGGUUCUCAAGAGUAGUCGAAGACCAGAAGCUAGGUGUGCAGCCUUUGGCUGUAAUCGUUAUUUAAACACAAAAAAUGCUAUGUGGGAAUUGUACUUCUAGAUUACGAUUGAUAGAAUGGUUUAUGUUAAUAUUUAUUUAGUCUUCUUUCUUGUUAUUUAUAUACAUUUGUAGAUCUGCUUUGUUCGUAGAGCGUCUACGGUGAAGAGAAUGAACCAAGCUUUUUGAAAGUCCUUAAUCUAGAUCUGAUUCUUGAAAUCCCUCAUUCACCAAAGAAUUAAUUAUCGACAUCGCCUGCUUUUUCCGUUCGUGUAUGUCUAGAUUUGACCCUAAAAUUGGUCAGCUUAUACUCUCUAGGGGUUUCUGUACCUCUAAGAUGUUUUACUUGAUCAAUUAGACUAUCCAAGUCUGAUUCUUCUGGGGACAUAGAUACAUCUGUACCUAGUAACCUAUUUUGCUCUGAAUUGUUUUCAUUCGAAUCAAAAUCCCAUUCGCAACAAUCGAAAAUUUCUAGAACUCGUUCAAGUCCUAACUUUUCUACUAAGUGUUAGUAUUUUUCUAGUGUUUUUGACACUUGCCUCCAAACUCAUUCUUUCCUGUCUGAUAGAAUGCAACGUAUUCUAGAUAUGGGCAAUCAGGGGGAGUCAUCAUAGAUUCGGUGUCCAUGUGAAGUCCAACCAUUGGAAUAGGUUUUUCUAAAUUUUGAAUAAAACUUUCCCAAAGAGACCAUUCCUGAGGUUCGUAGGAUCGGAAUGUAUAGACAAUGGCACCAAUAGCGUCAAUUACUUCCUUAGCCUCAUCAGAAGCAUAUGCACCGAGUGUUUCUUUCAAAUCGGUGUAUUCAUCAACCCAUAAUCCAACCUCUUUUUGAAAGUACUUAUUUCUCAACGUAUAUUCGUGAGAUAGACCAGCAUGCGAUGUUCCAUUUGAUGCCAACUUUAGCCCUUUAGGCAGACUUCCCGUCAAAGCUACUGUUUAGUAUUCUGUUUUUAUUUUUGCUUAUUAUAAUACUUCUCGUUCAGCUACCUUUCACGAACGUUACUUUACCAGAUUUCGGUUUCCCUAUGACUAAGAUUCGUUUCGAAUCCAUCUUCAAUCGUACAAUAUCGGCGCUGAAUACUUCAAAAACCUAAGAAUUGAAAAGUCAGUACACUUAUAGCUCUUAACAGGGUAAAAGCUACAGCAAAGAAAACUUACAUAAAUUCAUUUUAUGCCUAUUGAAGCAAAAGUCUAACAAAUGUCCUGACGCUUCUUUUUCUACUAUAAGCCAGGUUAACGAAGUUGUGUAAAUUUGGAUAAUUUUGAAUACUAACAUGCAUAAUAUAGUUGUAUGAAGAUUUGUUUGACUACGCUAAAUCAUCCACGCAGGCAUUAUAUGUGGUGUAUUAUAGUACUAUGCAGGAACACAACCACGACGAAAUUAAAGAAGUA
Molecule: messenger RNA, 2209 nt
Organism: Schizosaccharomyces octosporus yFS286
Lineage: Eukaryota; Fungi; Ascomycota; Schizosaccharomycetes; Schizosaccharomycetales; Schizosaccharomycetaceae
Product: SUMO-targeted ubiquitin-protein ligase subunit Rfp1
Exons: 1
Coding region: 107-880 (257 amino acids)
Cellular component (GO): SUMO-targeted ubiquitin ligase complex
Molecular function (GO): ubiquitin-protein transferase activity
Source: RefSeq, a predicted model, not a curated record